Messenger RNA from Rhagoletis zephyria (snowberry fruit fly), 2181 nucleotides. RefSeq names its product DNA N6-methyl adenine demethylase-like. The record is from RefSeq and is a predicted model, not a curated record. Gene Ontology annotation, biological process: regulation of DNA-templated transcription. Gene Ontology annotation, molecular function: RNA binding; protein binding. Lineage: Eukaryota; Metazoa; Arthropoda; Insecta; Diptera; Tephritidae.
GCUGUUUCACAAGCGUGCGCAAAAUAUUUGUCAUUAUCAUUAACGCCAGAGUAUUAAAUGUUAUCGGCUGUUGAAAAUUUUGGCCCGUUGGUCGGACCGGCUGUCGCACUCUCACACCAUCCCCAUGCCGUGACGCAUCACCUGCAAGCCCAACACCAUCAGCAUCCCGCUCAGUGUGGCUAUGCGCUGGACAUAGUUUCCGGUAGUUGUGCCGAUGCGACGGUGCGCUUUUCGCCAACGACGACGUCAGCAGCUGUUGCCGGCGGCGGCGGCGCCACCAUUAUCACCACCCAAGCACCACUCACACACACGCAGUUAACCCAAUUGAAUGCAUUACAAGCGCUCAAGUUACAACAACAAAUUCAACAACAGUACGAGCAGCAUUUGAGUACGUUUCUCAACGCCUCCUCACAGUCUUCCCCAAUAGCUGGGCUGACGGUGCUGCCGCACCGCCCCCAACCUCAGGUAGCAGCGCUUAGUGAAGCGAACGCCUCAUUGACGCAUAAGCAACAGCAACAGCAACAACAACAACACCAGCAGCAGCAGCAGCACUACCACUUACAACAACAACAGCAUCAUCAGCAACAACAAAUAAGAGAACAACAGUCACUCAGCGUUAAUUUGACGCGCUGCUCAAACGCGCCUAAAUAUAUGAAUUCGCCGCACGAUACCUCAGCAAUGAUGCCGCUAGCGGAGUUCACCCCACCACCAAAGCCAAACAAGCAUGAGCUACACACACGCACGCUUGAAAAUGGCCAAUCUGGUCCCAUGAAUCUGGUCACAAAUGCGAGUAAUGCCUAUGCGAGCAAUACAAGUUACCAACCGUUAGCGGCUAACAACAACAGCAGCAAUAACAGCAGCAACACCGCAUCCAUCGACAACAGUCGACCGUCAUCCUCCUCCUCCUCUGUGGAUGUGGAGAAUGAUGAGAGCAUGUCACCGGUCAGUAAUAGUUCCGCGCACGUCAGUCGCAAAGCUUUAGAUCACACUGCCUUAAUCGCCAGCGGCGGCGGCACAGCCACCAAACAGCCCGCCUACAGUGAAACCAGCGCAUCCUCAGCGGCUGCGGCCGUGGUAGCCGCUUACCAAUACAACUAUUCUCAACUCUACGGCGCUGGUCGUCCAGCUGGUCUCUACAAUGCACCCGUCAUUUUUGCAACGCACAAUCCGCACGUCUCACAACAUAUAGUGCAGCAGCAUCCAAGUGCCGUACAUGGCGCCACACAUGUGCCACCUGGCUACCUCGGCGCGCUGAGCACGCACUCACCAACGGUUUCGCCAGGCGAGGGUGGAGUCUACCCCGCCGAAUACUUGAAAGCGCUACAAAACGCGGUGGCCGCUGGUGUAUUUCAAGCGCCGCCACCCCAUACAACGCCCGUCUUCCAGACCUCGCCGCUAGCCAAUAGCAAUUCAAGUGCGUCGGCCGGUAUAGCUAAAUCGCGAUUACGCAGCCCCGCUGCUACAGGUACAAUUGGAGCACAGGCGCCGGUCACCUCGCCGCCGCCGCCGUCGAGAGGCGAGCAGCGAACAGCGACAACGACACAGCUCUCGACGGGCACUUAUUUGUAUGAGAAGGCGAAAAGGACGCCACCCGAUAUGCCAUCGGAUACAGAGAAAUUCUUCAAAAUACCCAGCGGCAAAGAAGGAUCACUGAAGCAUCGCAUACUGACGCGGCCAACGGGCGUUGACAAGAACGCGACGACGAUGACAAUGGUGACCACAACGGAUGCUGCGAAGCCACCUGUUAUGCGCACACACAAUUCGACAUCAAGUUUCAAGAAGGGUUCAUAUAUUGAGCUCGCGAAUGGCUCGCUACGUCGUGUGGAGGAUAUGCGCACCGAAGAUUUUAUACAAUGCGCCGAACGCAGUCCCCACCAUCAGUUAAUCGAGUCCACUGUUGUUAAAAUCAGCAACAACCAAGCGGCGAAUACCGUUGUCAUAGCAUUUAGUUACGAUCGGAAUCAAUCGAAGGUAAGAUUUUUGCUUUUCGAGUGAGUAAAAUAUUUUAUCAAAAACCGAUGAAAAGCAAAUGACGGCGGAUAAAAGGGAAUACAUACAAGGCGGGUAGUGAGGACCCAGGAAGCUAGGUUUUCACAAAAAUCCAUUUACCUUUCGAGCCGCGUAAAACUAUGGAUCCCCCAAUUGUGCAAUAAAAACAAGAAGCACAACUUUCUUCCAUCA